Messenger RNA from Guillardia theta CCMP2712, 201 nucleotides. RefSeq lists its product as hypothetical. NCBI's taxonomy places the organism in Eukaryota, Cryptophyceae, Pyrenomonadales, Geminigeraceae. Gene Ontology annotation, molecular function: mRNA binding; metal ion binding. The record is from RefSeq and is a predicted model, not a curated record. The annotation marks the transcript as partial. The transcript has a single exon.
UAUAAGACUCAAAUGUGCAAGAACUUCGAGGCACACGGAUUCUGCGGGUUUGGCGACAAGUGCAACUUCGCACAUGGCAAGGAAGAACUUCGCUCAGGAGGUCGCGCACCGUCGGACACUCGUCACUUCAAGACGCGUCUGUGCAAGACCUUCGCUCUCAAAGGCAAGUGUCCCUACGGUGACAACUGCACGUACGCGCAC